Pseudophryne corroboree (corroboree frog) is the source of this 5655-nucleotide messenger RNA. RefSeq names its product RNA polymerase I subunit A (gene POLR1A). Gene Ontology annotation, molecular function: DNA binding. The transcript is spliced from 34 exons. The record is from RefSeq and is a predicted model, not a curated record. Gene Ontology annotation, cellular component: RNA polymerase I complex. Gene Ontology annotation, biological process: DNA-templated transcription. The coding region runs from base 190 to 5286 and encodes 1698 amino acids. NCBI's taxonomy places the organism in Eukaryota, Metazoa, Chordata, Amphibia, Anura, Myobatrachidae.
CGUUACCCGCAGCGGGCAUAUGCUGGUCACCGGCACCAGGGGCAUCGUACAGUGCGGGUGUAACCGAUCCGGCCCACCCCUCUGUGCUGCCUGCCCAGUGGUACAUUCCACAUCCGUGCGCUGCACGUGUGGGUCUGUGGGAGAGUGAGUGAGCCUUAUCCGAGGAGCUAGCACUCACCCAGCAGCAACAUGCUGCUCUCCAAGGAUAUCCCGUGGCGGCGCCUGGAGGGCAUCUCCUUCCGGAUUUACUCCUCAGAGGAGAUCAGGAUGCAAAGUGUAAAGGCCAUCACCAAUCCCCAGUACCUGGACUCUGUGGGCAAUCCUAUGGUGAACGGCCUGUACGACCUGGCUCUGGGCCCAGCGGACAACAAAGAAGUGUGCGCCACAUGUGCCCAGGAUUUCCAGAACUGCCCCGGACACCUUGGGCAUAUUGAGCUGCCAUUGAUUGUAUAUAACCCCCUGCUGUUUGAUAAACUGUAUCUGCUGGUGCGAGGCUCCUGCUUCCACUGCCACCUGCUGACCUGUCCCCGUUCCGCCAUCCAUCUCCUGCUGUACCAGCUGAAGAUCCUAUCCCGGGGAGCCCUGAAAGAGGUUUACGAAGUGGAGGCCGUUCUUAGCCGGUUCUUAGAGGGGAAUUCGUCUGCUAGUGGUAAUGAAAUUAAAGAAGAAUUAGAAACUUACACCAGAGAAGUUCUAAAAUCCUACCCGAAGAAGCCAGAGGGAUCCAAUGUGAAGAAUAUCUGUGUGGCCAGGAACAAGCUGAUUAGUGACUUCUGGAAGUCGCACAUGCGUUCCCAGAAGUGUCCCAGUUGCAGCGCACCGCGGUCUGUAGUGAGAAAGGAGCACAACAGCAAGCUGACCAUCAUAUUGGCAUCCAAGAAGAACCAGGAUCGGGCAUCCAAAGCUGCAGAGCAGAUUGAAAGCUUUGAGUUAAGUAAACGAGGCUACCUGACGCCCAGCACUACAAAGGAGCACAUAGAGGCCCUCUGGAAAAAUGAGGGUUUCUUCCUGCAGUGCCUCUUCUCUGGGCUAGAGAUUGGCCAGGACUCCUCUCCAGAGAAAUUCUUCCUAGACCUGGUGGUGGUCCCUCCGGCUCGUUACCGGCCUGUCAAUCGCCUGGCGGAUCAGAUGUUCACCAAUGGGCAGACCGUUAACCUGGUGGCCGUCCUGAAAGACAUAUCCGUGAUACAGAAACUCCUGGCAGUGAUGGCCGAGGAGCAGAGCAAGCCCCCGCCUAACGAAGAGACCGACAUAGGCCUGGAGCAGGCUGAACCUGAGCAGACCAUUGAUCGCUCCUUCUUGCCCAUGUUGUCCGGGCUGUCGCUCACCGACAAACUCUACAACUCAUGGGUCCGGCUUCAGGCUCACGUGAACAUCGUGUUUGAUAGCGAUAUGGACAAACUGAUAAGUGAGAAGUUCCCUGGUGUUCGGCAGCUUCUAGAGAAAAAGGAAGGUCUGUUUCGGAAACACAUGAUGGGGAAACGCGUGGAUUAUGCUGCGCGUUCCGUCAUCUGCCCAGACAUGUACAUCAGUACCAAUGAGAUUGGAAUUCCUAUGGUAUUUGCUACCAAGUUGACCUAUCCAACCCCUGUCACUACCUGGAACGUGCAGGAGCUGAGGCAAGCCGUGAUCAAUGGGCCCAACGUCCACCCUGGAGCCUCUCUUGUGGUGAAUGAGGACGGGUCUCGCACGAUAUUGAACCCCUCUAAUCUUGUACAGCGGGAGGCCAUUGCUAAGCAGCUGCUCACUCCGUCUACUGGUACCCAGAGACUGCCUGCCAAAAUUGUGUACCGUCAUGUUAAGAAUGGUGAUGUCCUGUUACUCAACCGCCAGCCUACGCUGCACAGGCCGUCCAUCCAAGCUCACAAGGCCCGGGUCCUUCCGGGGGAGAAGGUGCUGAGGCUGCACUACGCCAACUGCAAGGCCUACAACGCCGACUUUGACGGAGAUGAAAUGAACGCUCACUUUCCGCAGAGCGAGCUAGGCCGAGCUGAGGCCUACACCAUAGCGUGUACCGACGAGCAGUACUUGGUGCCCAAGGAUGGGACGCCCUUAGCUGGCCUGAUCCAAGAUCACAUGGUUUCCGGAGCGAGUAUGACUAUCCGCGGCUGCUUCUUUACCAGAGAACAGUACAUGGAGCUGGUAUACAGAGGGCUGACCGAUAAGCGAGGCCGCGUCAAAACGCUUCCGCCAGCAAUUGUGAAACCAUGCAGGCUAUGGACAGGAAAACAGGUAGUUUCUACGUUACUCAUCAACGUAAUCCCAGAUCAUCACAUCCCCCUCAACCUGACGGGCAAGGCAAAGAUAGGUGGGAAAGCCUGGGUGAAGGAGCCGCCCCGGCCUACUCCGGGCUUCGAGUCGGACACAAUGUGCGAGUCGCAGGUUAUCAUUAAAAAUGGAGAGCUGCUGUGCGGGGUGCUGGAUAAAGCUCACUAUGGCAGCUCAUCGUUUGGGCUCAUUCACUGCUGCUACGAGCUCUACGGCGGGGAGACCAGCGGAAAACUGCUCACCUGCCUGGCCCGGCUGUUCACUGCCUACCUGCAGCUCUACCGCGGCUUUACCAUGGAUGUGGAGGACAUUUUGGUUCGACCCUAUGCCAACGUGAAAAGGCAGCAGAUUAUGGAAAGCUCCACCCACUGCGGAGGACUGGCUGUCCGAGCGGCUUUCAGCCUCUCGCCGGUAUCUUCAGAUGAGGAAGCCCGGGGGAAGUGGCAGGAUGCACAUCUAAAUAAAGACCAGAGGGACUUUAACAUGGUCGAUAUGAAAUUCAAGGAGAAAGUUAAUGAGUUCAGCAAUGAGAUAAAUAAAGUCUGUAUGCCUCUUGGGCUCCACAGACAUUUUCCAGAGAAUAACUUGCAGCUGAUGGUUCUUUCUGGAGCCAAAGGAUCCACUGUAAAUACUAUGCAGAUCUCCUGCUUGUUGGGUCAGAUCGAGUUGGAAGGUCGUCGGCCUCCACUAAUGCCCUCUGGAAAGUCACUGCCUUGUUUCCAGCCGUAUGACUUUACACCACGGUCCGGUGGCUUUGUGACUGGUCGCUUUCUAACUGGCAUCAAAGCUCCAGAAUUCUUCUUUCACUGUAUGGCUGGGAGAGAGGGACUGGUGGACACUGCUGUGAAAACAAGUCGCUCUGGAUACCUGCAGAGGUGUGUUAUUAAGCAUCUGGAAGGACUUGUGGUUCAGUAUGACCUCACCGUGCGUGAUAGUGAUGGAAGCGUGGUGCAGUUUCUGUAUGGGGAAGACGGGCUAGACGUGCCCAAGACCCAGUUUCUGCAGCCGAAACAGUUCCCGUUCAUUGCCGAGAAUUACGAGGCUAUAAAGCAGUCCAAGCAUUUGGACGAGGUGCUGUCCAAGAUGGAUUCUGAGCAAGCAAGCCUGCACAGCCAGGCCAUCAGGAAGUGGCGGUCAAAGCACCCUGCGCCUUCCCAAAGGCUGGGUGCCUUCUUGUCCUAUUCCCAAAAGAAACUGGCUGCUGCCAGAGCAAGAUGUCCCGAUGGGGGCUAUGAGCACGGCCGAGAACAGGCAGUGAAUCAGCUGGUAGAGAGUUGGUACGCCCUGGACCAGAAGACGCGGAACAAGUAUAUGAAAAGAUCGUCCCCUCUGCCUGAUCCUUGCCUUGCCGUCCUCCGCCCAGAUCUUUAUUUUGGAUCUGUGUCCGAAACAUUUCAAGACAAAGUGGAUCAGUACAGUUGGCAACUGGAGCAGCAGAACAGUAUCCGUUACGUAAAGUCCAAGGUCACACCCGACAGAUUAAGGACUCUGUUCCAGUUGAAGUGGCAGAGAGCUCUGUGUGACCCCGGGGAAGCGGUGGGGCUUCUCGCUGGUCAGAGCAUUGGUGAACCCUCUACACAAAUGACACUGAACACCUUCCACUUUGCCGGCAGAGGGGAGAUGAACGUCACCCUGGGUAUUCCCAGGCUUAGAGAAAUUCUUCUCAUUGCAAGCUCUAAUAUAAAGACUCCUAUGAUGAGCGUGCCUGUCCUCCCCACAAAGCGAGCCAUGAGGAAAGUAAAAAACCUAAAGAAACAGCUGACGCGGGUCUGUGUGGCUGAGGUGAUGCAUAAACUGGAUGUGGAGGAAACCUUCCGCAUUGACGAGCAAUCCCAGAAACAUCAGGUCUACAAACUAAAAUUCCACUUUUUGCCGUACGAGUUUUACCGGGAGGAGAAAUGCCUGAGACCCGAGGAAAUUCUUCGCUUCAUGGAGACCAGAUUCUUCCGAAUCAUGUUUGAUGCCAUCAAGAGAAGAAGCUCAAAACUGGCCUCCUUCAGAAAUAUGGGCACCCGGAAAGCAACGCGGAAAGACCUGGAUGACGAUGGGGAAGGCACGGAACCCCAGGAGGGUCAGGAAGAAGAGAAAGAAGAAGAAAUUAUAAAUGCAGAUGCCGAUGAAGGAGAUGCCGACGCCACUGACGCAAAGAGGAGAGAAAAACAGGAAGAAGAGGUGGAUUAUGAAAGCGAAGAAGAGGGCCACCAGGAAAAAGAAGACGAAGCGGAUGAGGAGGAAGAGGAGGAGAAUAGAGAGAGUCCACUGCCGGCUGAGGAGGAACCUGCUUCCUCAUCUCCUAGGCCCUCCAAACAGAAAAACAACCAGACAAACCUAACGAAGGACGUGCUGGCAGAGAACCGGGUGAACAACGUCCUGAGUCUAAAUUGCGCCAUAGAAGAUUAUUCCUACGACACAGAGAAGAGUUUAUGGUGUGAGGUCACCAUGAAAUUGCCUUUAAUGAAGGUCCACUUUGAUAUCUCCUCUCUGGUGGUUUCUCUGGCUCACAACGUCAUUAUCCACGAGACCAGGGGCAUCACGCGGUGCCUCCUGAAUGACAACACAAACAAGAAGGGCGAGAAGGAGCAGAUCUUGAACACAGAGGGAAUAAACCUUCAGGAGCUAUUUAAAUAUUCAGACAUACUUGACCUAAAACGCCUCUAUUCAAACGACAUCCACGCAAUGGCAAAUACUUAUGGUAUAGAGGCCGCCUUAAGAGUGGUUGAAAAGGAAAUUAAAGAUGUGUUUGCGGUUUAUGGUAUUGAGGUGGACCCUCGGCAUCUCUCCCUCGUCGCCGAUUACAUGUGUUUCGAGGGAACGUAUCGGCCUCUCAACCGCUACGGCAUGCAGUCCAGCUCCUCCCCUUUCCAGCAGAUGACCUUCGAGACCAGCUACAAAUUCCUGAAGGAUGCCACCAUGAGUGGUGCGAAGGAUGAUCUGCUGUCUCCAUCAGCCUGCCUUGUGGUGGGGAAAGUCGUUAAAGGAGGCACAGGAUUAUUUGAUCUUAAACAGCCAAUGAAGUAGAACAAGCGGACUGACAUUGAGACAACUGCCUGUUCCAGAUCAGUAAUAGCAGACAGUGCCUUACACAUGGCAGACAGCCUUGCAGGAUAUAAACAGCUGUUCACGCUCCAUGUGCUGUUUUAUAGCCACACUUGGUGGGCCCGCAGAUGUAUAUGGAGCUAGUGGGGGCUGGGGUCCUGUCAUUAUACCAAAUUUCAUUCACUAAAGGUCACAGCAGGUAAAUGAGGAUCCCUCACGUGGAACUUGGGCUUGGAAGAGGCUGCAACUUUCUGUUCUACUGUAUAUCUUGCACGUGCAGCUGUAUAAUGUAAAUGGUUUACAAAUGUAUAAUAACUGCGCUUUGUAAUAAAGUUUAUUCUGUGGACCGGA